Molecule: messenger RNA, 2226 nt
Organism: Chanos chanos (milkfish)
Lineage: Eukaryota; Metazoa; Chordata; Actinopteri; Gonorynchiformes; Chanidae
Gene: zbtb24
Product: zinc finger and BTB domain containing 24
Exons: 5
Coding region: 1-2226 (741 amino acids)
Biological process (GO): regulation of transcription by RNA polymerase II
Molecular function (GO): DNA-binding transcription factor activity, RNA polymerase II-specific; RNA polymerase II cis-regulatory region sequence-specific DNA binding; protein binding
Source: RefSeq, a predicted model, not a curated record
AUGCCCGGACAGCCACAAACCCCUGCCUCCUCCUUUUUGUCCCUACAUUCACAGUCACACAAGGACACCAUCUUGAACAAAUUAGAUAAACUACGGAAAAGGGAAAUGCUUUGCGACAUAACACUUAUUGUAGAGAACGUGCACUUCAAAGCGCAUAAAGCUUUGCUGGCUGCCAGCAGUGAAUAUUUCUCAUUAAUGUUUACAACAGAAGAGCAAGACAGCCAAUCCAUCUACAAACUAGACGGCAUGGCCGCUAAGAUAUUUGCAGCAAUACUUGAAUUCAUUUACUGUGGCACUGUGACAGUAGAGGAGAGUGCUACCGAGCAACUCCUUGACAUGGCCCGGCUCCUAGAGAUCAAUGACCUGGUGAAAGCCCAUGCUGACCUUCAGAACUGUAGCCAAGUCACUGAGGUGCAGAGAGAAGCGCCCACAGGAAGAGAAGACGGAGACAACUGCGCGUCGGCCGAACCCAAGCGCAAAAGGGGACGGCCAAGAAAGAACGUAAAUCUAACUGCAGACAUUCAGGUUCAUAACUGCAGUCAAACGGAAGGUGCAUCUCUAAAAGACGCCGAGGUCACAAACUCAAAAUGCCCCGUAACCGACUCUAGCGAGACCAAAGAAUCCUUGCCCAGUACACGUGCUCUUCCAAAAGAUUCGGAUGAUGCGGAUUACAGCCCCCGAGGAGAGCGUCUUCGUCACAGCAAGCGUAUAAUAAAGCAGCCUGUGAACCUGAAAGGCUAUAGGGUGGGGGAUGACUUGAGGAAGGAACGAAGGGAGCCAGGGAAGAGAGGAAGAAAGAGAAAAUACCCCAGCACAGAGGCCAAGUGUGAGGAGUGCGGGAAAGUUUUUAAAAAUCAUCUGUUUUUAAAAAUACAUCAGCGGACUCAUACAGGUGAAAAACCUUUCAGAUGUUUAAUGUGUGGAAAGAGUUUCACACAGAAACACACCCUUUUGGUUCAUCAGCGCAUGCACACGGGAGAGAAACCAUACGUCUGCAGCAUCUGCUCCAAAGCGCUCUCGACAAAACACUCCCUACAAGAGCAUAUGAAUCUUCACACAGAAAAGAAGUCAUUCAGCUGCGAUCAGUGUGGGAAGACAUACAGUCAAAAGAGGCAGCUAAAAAGCCACUACCGCGUGCAUACAGGGAAAGCCUUACCUGAAUGUGCCCACUGUCAUCACAAAUUUAUGGAUGCAGCACAACUGAAGAAGCAUCUCAGAACCCAUACAGGUGAGAAGCCUUUUACUUGUGAGAUCUGUGGGAAGUGUUUCACAGCGAAGAGUACUCUACAGACACACAUCAGGAUUCACAGAGGAGAGAAGCCUUAUGUCUGCAAUGUGUGCAACAAGUCCUUCUCCGAUCCCAGUGCCAGGAGACGUCACGUGGCCUCACACACGGGAAAAAAGCCCUUUACGUGUUCUGUGUGCAAUCUGUCUUUUGCACGGCUUGACAACCUCAAAGCUCACACCAAGACGCACAACAAGGAAAGGCUAAGCAUAGAACCAACCGAGACCACAGUGGUAGAGGCCACCGCCGGAGCCGAGGAGAUGCGUAGCAUUUUACAGUUGCAGCAAUACCAGCUCCCUUCGCACACUGAGCAGGAGAUCCAACUAGUAGUGACUAGUGAGGUGGACAACCUGAACUUUGUGCCCGGGCAGGAGCAGGGAAUCAGCAUCCUCACCGCAGAAGGGGCGUCCGAUGCAUUGACGGCUGCAGAGCAAAGCCACUCCGGCCUCACCCUGCUGACCCAGCCUUCGGGCCAUGUCCAGAACCUUGCACUUGUUACUCAGGACGGGUUAGACUCUAACCCUCAGAUCCAGACCAUCAGUGUCUUGGAAGGCCAGGUGGGUUCCAGCAGCCAGACUGAACAGAUGCACGUCAUCACUCUGACCAAGGAAGCUAUGGAGCAACUGCAGGUUCAACAUGGACCAGCCCAGCAGCUUCAGAUCUCCUCUAGACCAGUUCAGCAGCUCCAGGUGAUCCACCAGGCCAUCCCACAGCUGCCUGUCAACCAAGGACCUUCCACCGCUCAUGGUGAGGUAACCAGAGAACAUCAGGCUCAGAGUCAAGCUCAGGCCAUCCACAUAAGUAACCAGUCCAGCCAACCUAUCUCCAUCAGCCAGACCAGCGAACAGAUCCCCAGCCACCAGAUUCAGGGUCAGACCUUCCAGAUUCAGGCAGGAACAGUCUCUUACCUCUACACCACAAGCUUGGCCCAACAUAACUAA